Sporothrix brasiliensis 5110 is the source of this 603-nucleotide messenger RNA. RefSeq lists its product as uncharacterized. The coding region runs from base 1 to 603 and encodes 200 amino acids. The record is from RefSeq and is a predicted model, not a curated record. NCBI's taxonomy places the organism in Eukaryota, Fungi, Ascomycota, Sordariomycetes, Ophiostomatales, Ophiostomataceae. The transcript has a single exon.
AUGGGAAAGUUCAACGCAAACAGUCUUUCCUACUCGCAAAAUCUGCCGGCAUUUCUGGCCAAACUGCAGGGCCAGUACAAAGACGACCGCAACGGCCAACGAGCCGACCCAAUUCUUGCCACUCAGCGUCGUGCUGCCAAGAAGCGCUCGGCUAGCGAAGAAGCAGAGGAUGCGCCCCUCAUAUUAGACGACAAUGGCAAUGUUAUGGCAGGCGUGACGGUUGACACAGACGGUAUUGCGACUAUGGACAACAAGGACAAACAUGACGAAGCGGGGACGACAAAGAGAUACGAAAAGACCAGUACUUCCGUGGAUGGCGUUGUUGGUAUUGGUGCCGGAAAAAAGAAAAGGCUUGGACGGGUCAUUGGUGGCGAAAGCGACGGUGAUAGUGACAACAGUAAUAGCACCGACCGUCGGAAACGGAAGCGGCGCUUUCGUGACAACGAUGACAAAAGCGAUGAUGGAAAGGCCCGCGCCAAGGUGUCGGAAGACGGAGGUGCCAUGAAGAAGGCAACCUCGCAGGGAAGCGAAAGGGAUAAUGUCAAGAAGAAGAAAAAGGCAAGGAAGAUCCAGCUGAGCUUCGAGGAUGAAGACGAGGGUUGA